UUUGAAGCCUGGAGGAGGGGCUUCCUUACCUCUGUCAUGGCGGGUCUCGCAGCUCGGGGAGAAGCCCAUUGAAGCUCAUGUGGAUGUCAGGACUGAGCAGUGAGCACAGGAGGAAGCUUGAGACACAGUGAGAAGCUAUGACUUAGGUCUGAAGACGGAUCUCAGAAAGAUGGCUGAAGUGACUCUAAAAGAGAUAGGCGUCUUGUCAUGUGUUGUCGUAUUAUGUUACUGGAACAGUCUCUUUUGUGGAUUUGUCUUUGAUGAUGUGUCUGCAAUUCUGGAUAAUAAAGAUUUGCAUCCUGCAACACCCUUAAAGAAGCUCUUCCAAAAUGACUUCUGGGGGACACCAAUGUCUGAGGAGAGAAGUCAUAAAUCCUACCGUCCUCUUACAGUCCUGACGUUUCGCUUAAACUAUCUGUUCAGUGAACUGAAUGCAGUUUCCUACCACCUUCUAAACCUUCUCCUCCAUGCUGUGGUGUGUGUGAUUUUCCUUAAAGUUUGUAGGCUUUUCCUGGACAAAAGAACCAGUCUGAUUGCUGCCCUGCUGUUUGCCGUACAUCCAAUACAUACUGAGGCGGUUACAGGAGUUGUUGGCAGAGCUGAACUCCUCUCCUCUAUUUUUCUAUUGGCUGCGUUUCUAUCGUAUACUAAGUCUAAGGGCCCAGACAAUUCCAUAGUGUGGACUCCUAUUGCUGCUGCUGUGUUCCUCGUUGCGGUUGCAACUCUGUGCAAAGAGCAAGGGAUUACUGUUGUGGGUAUUUGUUGUGUCUAUGAAGUCUUCAUUGCUCAAGGGUACACAUUACCAGUGUUAUGGGACACAUCUGUACAGAUACUGUUGGGUAAAGGCAGCAUCCCAUAUUCCUUACUUCAGACGCUGCUGAAACUUAUCGUCUUGAUGUUCAGUACUUUGCUGCUUGUUGUAAUCCGUGUACAGGUCAUCCAGUCACAGCUUCCAGUCUUCACCAGGUUUGAUAAUCCUGCUGCUGUCAGUGCAACCCCUGCAAGGCAACUGACAUUCCAUUACCUCCUGCCGGUGAAUGCCUGGCUCCUGCUAAAUCCAUCUGAACUCUGCUGUGACUGGACAAUGGGAACGAUUCCUCUGGUGGAAAGCUUCUUGGAUGUGAGGAAUCUGGCCACACUGUUAUUCUUUUUCUUUCUGGGAAGCUUGGUGGUAUACAGUGUACGAUAUCCAGGCGACUCAUCCAAAACUGUGCUUAUGGGACUGUGCCUAAUGGCACUGCCUUUUAUACCUGCCUCAAAUCUGUUCUUCCCUGUUGGAUUUGUAGUCGCAGAGAGAGUAUUGUAUGUGCCAAGUAUGGGAUUCUGUAUCCUUGUAGCCCAUGGCUGGAAGAAAUUAUCAAGUAAAAGCAGCAGAUUGAGAAAGCUAUCCUGGAUAUUUUUAGCUUUAGUGCUGUUCACUCACGCCGUGAAAACCUUCAACAGGAACUGGGACUGGGAGUCUGAAUAUACUUUGUUUAUGUCUGCUUUAAAGGUGAAUAAAAACAAUGCCAAACUUUGGAAUAAUGUUGGUCAUGCUCUGGAGAAUGAAAAGAAUUAUGCAAAAGCCUUGAAGUUCUUUAAGCAAGCCACUCACGUACAGCCAGAUGACAUAGGUGCUCAUAUGAAUGUUGGAAGGACAUACAAGAAUCUUAACAGAAGCAAAGAAGCUGAAGAAUCGUAUCUAAUUGCAAAGUCUCUUAUGCCGCAGGUAAUUCCUGGAAAGAGGUAUGCUGCCCGUGUUGCACCAAAUCACCUGAAUGUUUACAUAAAUCUUGCAAACUUGAUCCGUGCAAAUGAGUCCCGACUUGAGGAAGCUGAUCAGUUGUACAGGCAAGCAAUAAGCAUGAGACCAGACUUCAAGCAAGCGUACAUUAGCAGAGGAGAGUUACUUUUGAAAAUGAAUAAACCUUUAGAAGCUAAAGAAGCUUAUCUCAGAGCUUUGGAACUCGAUGGGAUGAAUGCAGACUUGUGGUACAAUCUUGCAAUCGUUUAUAUUGAACUGAAGGAUCCAAAUGAAGCCUUGCGAAACUUCAAUCAAGCACUUGAACUGAAUCGCCGGCAUAAGCUUGCAUUGUUUAACUCUGCUCUGCUCAUGCAGGAAUCUGGCAAUCCCAAAUUGCGACCAGAGGCUAAGAAAAGACUUUUAACUUAUGUUGAAGAGGAGCCACAUGAUGCAAAUGGUUAUUUUAAUUUGGGAAUGUUGGCCAUGGAUGAGAAGAAGGAUUUAGAAGCUGAAAAGUGGAUGAAAAAAGCCAUACAGUUACAGCAUGGUUUCCGAAGUGCCCUCUUCAACCUGGCCCUUCUCUACUCCCAGACAGCUAGGGAAUUGGAUGCUCUUCCAGUCUUGGAGGAACUUUUGCGGUACUACCCUGACCAUAUUAAAGGCCUUAUCCUGAAAGGAGAUAUCCUUAUGAAUCAAAAGAAAGAUACUAAAGGAGCCAAGAAAUGUUUUGAAAAAAUUCUAGAAAUGGAUCCCAAUAAUGUGCAGGGAAAACAUAACCUUUGUGUGGUGUAUUUUGAAGAGCGAGAUCUUUUGAGAGCUGAGAGGUGCCUUGUUGAAACACUGGCCUUAGCCCCUCAUGAGGAAUAUAUUCAGCGACAUCUCAGCAUAGUGCGCAGCAAGAUCAUGUCAAAGAAUACUGCUGGGCAGACUACCCCACCAGCAGGUGUCCAGUCAUUGCCUGAAGGACAAGGGCAGGAGGAUGACUUCAAAGGCAAAAAAAAAACUCCAUUUGAAAAAUUGCAAGAGGAAAAAGAAAUACCAAAAAUGAAUACGCCGAUAAAAAGGAAAAACAAAGAGCAAGUAAAGACUAAAAGUCAACAAGAGAAAAAUACUAACAAAGAGGUAAAGCAAAAAUCUACAAGAGAAAUCAAAGACAUUGAAAAUAAAAGAGUUGCUGCUUUGAAGCGCUUGGAGGAGAUGGAGCGUAUUCUAAGUGGAGAAUUAGCUGACGAACAUCUGUCAGACUGAAAUAGGGUGUGUGCGAAAACUUUAUUUUUCAUGUAUUGUACCCUGCACAGCCUUGAGCACAUCUGGGUGAACAUGAAAGCAGGUUAAGCAAAUAACUGUGCAGGUAUUCAACACUACUGAACGAAAUUGCCGAAUAACUUUUUGUCUACCCCAAAUUCUGUUUUAUAUUACACAACAUGAAAGCUCGGUAUACUUUU
This is a messenger RNA of Bufo gargarizans (Asiatic toad), 3168 nucleotides long. It is a transcript of the gene TMTC3, whose product is annotated as transmembrane O-mannosyltransferase targeting cadherins 3. Gene Ontology annotation, biological process: protein O-linked glycosylation via mannose. The transcript has 14 exons. NCBI's taxonomy places the organism in Eukaryota, Metazoa, Chordata, Amphibia, Anura, Bufonidae. Gene Ontology annotation, cellular component: endoplasmic reticulum. Gene Ontology annotation, molecular function: mannosyltransferase activity; protein binding. Bases 170 to 2971 code for a protein of 933 amino acids. The record is from RefSeq and is a predicted model, not a curated record.